Messenger RNA from Aspergillus costaricaensis CBS 115574, 1041 nucleotides. RefSeq lists its product as uncharacterized. Gene Ontology annotation, biological process: regulation of synaptonemal complex assembly. The transcript is spliced from 5 exons. Lineage: Eukaryota; Fungi; Ascomycota; Eurotiomycetes; Eurotiales; Aspergillaceae. Bases 1 to 1041 code for a protein of 346 amino acids. The record is from RefSeq and is a predicted model, not a curated record.
AUGCCUGCUCUUCAACUUCUUUCUACCGAACUCGAGAAAUCCGGAUGGGAAAAUGAAACAUUACUGAACAAGAUUCAGACAUUGAUGAAUCAAGGAUUGGUCCUGGCAAGUCGCGGAGCACCGGACAACCGCGUAUUUUCCGCUGAAGAGCUUGCAUGGUUUGCCAAGGCCAGUUAUAGCAUUGCUUCCAGAGUAUUCAGAUCGACCAAAACGGAGCCCUUCGCCGAUACGUGUCAACAAACGGAUAGAACAGAGCAUAUUGUUCCAUCAGAACACUAUCUUCUCUGCGACUCUCUCAAAAUAGCCAGAAUCGCGAUAGAAGCCCGCAAAGAAAUUAGCUUCGAUGAGAAGCAAAAGCACUACAGCGCUAUCCACAGGAUUGGUACACACUUUCGAGAACUGUUCAGGAGCCAAACGGUCGAACACAGCACUAAUGCUCAGUAUAAAAAACGGCACUCCCAGCACCGUACCAUCCUUGCCCUCGAUCUCGAGGCAUCUAUAUUCUUGAAAAACUGGACAGGUGUCUGUACAAUCAUCGAGGAAGCUAGCCCAUUCUUGAACGAGAGACUCAGCUCAGUAUUUCUAGACGGUAUCCUCCGCUCCGAAGGUCAGCUAAACGCCAAAGUACAAGCAGUCAAGACCCUGCUCCGCACCCUGCACGCCUCACCAUCCCCCUUCCUAGACAAGUCAACCUUCAUCAUCCAAACCCUUCCCCGCUACAUUCGCUGUCUAUUCCAACUCUCCGUCGACGCAGCAGAGUACCAGCUCGCAGAGACAAUUCUCGAUCAGUCUCUCAGUUUAGUGCAAGGAAGACAUGCUAAAGCCGGGAAAAAUGACAAUCUGUCACCACCGGGGUAUCCCGAAGAUGAGAUACGAUGGUUAUCAACCGUAGCAUUCAAUCGAGCGGUGGAUUACUACCUCGCUGCAGCGGAUGCGGAUUGCCGACGAUGGGCGGGAAAGGCAAUCAGCCUUGCUGAUAUGGCACAAGAUGAUGGUGGACUGGGAAGAUUAUUACGGAGGAAGUUGGAGAUGCUGACUUGA